AGUCGUAAAAUUGAGGCUUGAACCAUGGAAAAUGCCAACAAAUUUCAGAUAAAACCAGAGGCUAAUGUUCCUCCAAUUGAUACCUCCAAUUGGCCUCUGUUGCUAAAGAACUAUGACAAGCUAAAUGUGAGGACUGGCCACUAUACUCCGAUGCCAAAUGGUUCAUCGCCAUUGUGCAGAGAUUUGACGAAUUACAUCCGCUAUGGCUUCAUAAAUCUGGACAAACCCGCAAAUCCAUCAUCGCAUGAAAUCGUCGCUUGGAUCAAACGCAUCUUACGCUGCGAAAAGACCGGUCACAGCGGUACUCUUGAUCCAAAGGUCACUGGAGUUUUGUUGGUAUGCAUCGAUAGGGCCACAAGACUCGUCAAAUCGCAACAGAGCCAUGGAAAGGAAUACGUUGGUAUCGUAAAGUUCCAUUCUACUCCAGAGAGCCGCUCAAAAGUAGAACGGGUUCUGGAAACAUUGACUGGAUCAUUGUUCCAACGUCCUCCACUUAUUGCGGCCGUAAAACGACAGUUGCGUGUCCGUACAAUAUACCAAUCGAAGCUUUUGGACUAUGACGAAGAACAAAACAUGGCAACAUUCUGGGUGAACUGCGAAGCUGGAACUUACGUAAGAACCCUCUGCGUUCACAUGGGCCUUCUUCUUGGCACAGGAGCCCAUAUGCAAGAACUGCGCAGAAUUAAAUCUGGAAAUAUUACAGAAUACGACAACAUGGUCACCAUGCAUGACGUUUUGGAUGCUCAAUAUUUGUACGAUAAAACAACAGACGAAUCCUAUCUCAGAUACGUCAUAUCUCCCUUGGAAAAAUUGUUGAUUGAGUUCAAAAGGAUCGUAGUCAAGGAUAGCUGUGUCAAUGCCAUUUGCUACGGAGCCAAACUCAUGAUACCCGGAGUUCUAAGAUUUGAAAAUGGCAUUGAGCUACACACGGAGGUCGUUAUGAUUACUACGAAAGGAGAGGCUAUAGCAAUCGGAAUCGCCCAAAUGCCUACAGCAGUAAUUGCCUCUGUGGAUCAUGGUAUAGUUGCCGUCAUAAAGAGGGUUAUUAUGGACCGUGACACAUAUCCUAUGCGUUGGGGAUAUGGGCCAAGGGCUUCGGAAAAGAAGAAGUUACAACUGGCAGGAAUGCUUGAUAAGCAUGGAAAACCAAACGAAUCUACUCCCGCAUCAUGGCUCAAAUCUGAAGGCUUUAUACCUCCAAUGACCGGUGAACCUGUAGAUAAGAGAGCUGCUGAAACACCUGUGGAUGCAGAAAGUGUAAAAAAAGUAUGCCCAUAA
Molecule: messenger RNA, 1278 nt
Organism: Theileria equi strain WA
Lineage: Eukaryota; Apicomplexa; Aconoidasida; Piroplasmida; Theileriidae
Product: rRNA pseudouridine synthase, putative
Exons: 3
Coding region: 25-1278 (417 amino acids)
Biological process (GO): box H/ACA sno(s)RNA 3'-end processing; snRNA pseudouridine synthesis; mRNA pseudouridine synthesis
Cellular component (GO): box H/ACA snoRNP complex
Molecular function (GO): pseudouridine synthase activity; RNA binding
Source: RefSeq, a predicted model, not a curated record